UCAAGCCCAUCGCCUAAUAUUGUCAAAUGCAAGCGUGUAAAUUAUUUGGAAUGGCAGGAGUAUUUUAUGUCAAUUGCAUUUUUAAGUGCACAGAGAAGCAAAGAUCCAAGGACGCAGGUAAAUAACUGUCUCUGCAGAUGCUCCACUUGAUAUUAUAUAGAUAAUAUUUAUGUACCUGGUACCAUACCAGUAUGGUUAAUCCAUUUUAAACUCUCUUAUAAUAUAACACUAAUGUUGGCAAUAGAUUUCAUAGGAUGUUAAAUUAAUUACCCAUCAGAUAUAAUUUGUGGAGGAGUAACCAUUGUUUCUAUUUCCUUAAAAAGGGCUUGUUUUGUUGUUGUUGAUUUUAAUGGUGAAAAUAUUUUUAUAAUUCUUGGGCCACAAAUGAUAUCUCUGUUUUAUUUGUCAUCUACAGGUUCAUGGUUUUUAAGUUUAAUAUUAGAGUAGUCAUAUUUUUUGUUUGUUUCAGUUUCAAAUUUUUAUUUGGAGAGUAUUUUUUUUUUUCAAAAAUCAUCAAAAUGUUCUAUCAGAUUUAAAAAAUUCACUAUAGAAGAUUUAUUAAAGGAGAGAAAAAAAGCACACAUCAUUUUCAUUUUAUACAAAAGGUUAAGAUUGAGAGGUAAUCAAAAUUUUUUUAAUUUAAAGGAAAAAUAUUGACUGUUUAAAUUAACUUUUAAAUCAUGGGUCACCAAACUUUUGUCACAGUUGGCCAUCUAACUGAAAAAAUGAUGAGCGCAGGCUGCAUAAUCACUCUGUCGUCUGUACAAUACUUGCAAGCCAGAACAAAAGCUCUGGGAAAAAAAGAUGAAAAGCUAAGUUUAAUAUUCCAUGUUAAUUAUGGGUGAGUGACGUGGAAUGCACAAAUAACAAAGACAACCGACAUAGUUAUUUACUAAAAAUAAGUUAUCAAAGAAGGCGAUGUUAGCAAAAAGAUAGUUACAUCAGACCUAGGGCAAACAUAUCGGAAUGUCACAAACUCGGCAGCAAAAAAAGGUAUGUGAGAUUUGUGAAACUGACGUUUGGCUCUUAAGAUAUCAUCAAUGUUUGGUUUGGAAUUGCUGCAUCCAAAUACCAGCAAGAGAAUAGCUUCCAAAAGCUGAUCAAUAACCAUCUUCCAUGUUUUGAAUUCACAUACUUCAUUUUUUAAAAUGUUUGCUCACAGACAUAUAUGUUUUUCCAAACACUGAUGCCAUACUAGCUGCAAAUUGCUUCAGUUUUGGAAACUCAACAUCAGGUAAGCAGCGGUAAAAUUUAACAACUUUUCCUUCUCUGUGCUUCUCUUUCAACAAGUCAUUUGCUUGGAAAUCAAUGAACUCUAUCUGUGUUUGAACUGGCACGUCGUCAAGGUUACAAUCAAACGGCUUCUGGAACUGAAGAAUGUCAUUCUCAAUCCUGUCAAGAUCUGAAAAUCUCUAAAAAAAAAAAACUGCUUCUUUAAGACCCGAAAAUAUUUUUGUAAAAAAUGAGGUUGACAUUUUCAUCGCUUGUAGCUUAAAACUCUUUGAAAUAGUGAGAAAGAGGAAAGUUUUGACCUUCCAUUUGUGCUACAAACAAUGAGCGCUUACUCCAAAAGCCUUUGAUAAUUCUGUAGAGAUCACAGUUGAGGUUAUCUUUUCCCUGAAGUUUCAAGGUCAAUUCAUUCAUAUGGGAUGUGACGUCGACCAAAAAUGACAACUUUGACAACCAGGUAGGAUCUGACAGCCAGGUAGGAUCUGACAGCCAGGUAGGAUCUAACAGCCAGGUAGGAUCUAACAGCAGGGUAUGAUCUGAAAGCUGUGGAUCAGCUCUAUCUUUUUCAGUGAGAAAAACAUCUGUUUUUUUAGGAGGUUGCAAAAACGAAGCAGGACUUAACCGCAUCUGAGCCACCUCACUGCUGUGUGAUAAGGCAAUUUCAGAAUUCAGAAUCAAUUUCUUCAAGAACAGUUUUGAACUGAUGGUGAUUGAGUGCGAGUCCCCGAAUGAAUUUCAUAUCAGAAACAACUAGUUUCAGUACACAAGAAAUAUUUAAGUCUUUCUCACAGAGUGCAUCCUGAUGUAUGAUGCAGUGUAUUAAAAGAGCACCUGGAAUUUGAAAAUCUUCCAACUGAGUCCUGAUCUGCCCCACCAGACCCUUCCUCACUCCAGCCAUGUCUUUUCCUCCAUUAAAUGUAACACCUUUAAGCUUAUUCCACUGAAAGUUAUAGUCUUGCAAAAAUUUUUGCACUUACAUGAAAAUGUCUUUUUCAGUUGUUCCAUGCAUGCUGCAAAUGGAUGCUAACUCUUCUGUCACCUGAAAGUCCAAAUUGACACCAUGAAUGAACACGAGAAGUUGUGACGCACUCAAGAGAUCAGUAGACUCGUCCAGCACCAGAGAAUACCUUAUAACAAGUUCCUAGCCUUCUCAUGUAUCUGUAGCACUGUGUUCUCCGCUCAAGUGAGCUUUCUGAAAGGCUGAUAGUUGCAAACAAACUGGCUUUCUCAGGACACAAUUCAUUUGUUGGUUCCAAUACUUCCAUCAUACACUCUUUGUUGAGUUUGCUAUCAGUAAACUGUUCACCUCGUUCUGCCUUUUUAUGCACUAUUUUAUAACUUGUAUGAGGGACACAUUCAUUUUCACCAAACUUUCUUGUGAAGAGAUUUCUUUUGGGUUUCUAAGCCACGUUUCAUAGACUAUUAUUUAAUUUCUCAGAGGGUAACUUUCCAGACAACGUUGAAUAUGUUGAUAGAUGUUUUGUUUCAUAGUACACCGAAGAUUGUACCCUUUCAAAAUAAACAGCCUAAAAUAGUGUUUUUGAACCAGUGUCCAUGAGUGACAGCCAAAACAGACCAAAAUCGCCUAAAUGCAACAUUUCUGCCCAUCAGGGUUAUUACAUAAAAUAGGAUAGACACUUGUAUCAUUGCACAGAGUUCCAGGAGCAACGUAAGCAUUAGCAUAAGGAUCUGCUCUAGCAGAAAUGUUGAAAAACACUGGCCUAGAGACAAGCUUGAUUAACACUUUGAUCAGGAAGUUUUUCUAAGCUGGGGAUUAUAUUUUCGUUAUUACACUAGGCCUCUAUGGCAUUUUUAUGCCAUGUUUGUUACUUUAUUGCCUUUAUUCACACAUGUAGUUCACUUACCUAUCACUGUCAAGCAAAGAAAUCCUUUUUACUUACCUAUAAAAUGGAUGGCAGGCAAAAAGGAGUAAAUCUCUCUUAGAGUGUCGGACCUGUUUUGAAAGCCGGGCGCAUUUGGGAGCAUGAAAGAUGCGUGUUUGUGUGUGUUGCCAUGGAAACCAUGGUAACGCCAGAGCGUAGGCGGAGCUACCACGAGCCGGGGAAGGACUUGGGAUCGCGAAAUAAGCAACCAUAACAACAAACAAGAAAAUCUAGAUACAAUAAUUUAAAAUGGUUAAUUUAGGGCGCGCAGCAGCCAGGAGGUCUUUAUACGUGUGAAGAUCUCCUAGUAUUUCUAUUAAUUCUAAACAUAAUAUUUAAAUUGUAUCACAACAUCUUGUGUUCCAUAUGUUUUAUUAAGCAAAUUCAAGUACUGCCGUGGGCCUGAUGUACUGAUGUCGCAGGCCAGAUCCAGCCCGCAGGCCCUAGUUUGGUGACCCCUGGUUUAAAUUAAUAAAGCGCAAAUAAAGGUUAUCGUUUAUCUUGAGAAAUUAUUUGGGUAUUAUCUGCUAUGCUUGUAAUUAUAAACAAAAGGGGACAUACUAAAUAAUUAUGAAGGUUUUUGCAUAUAGCCCAGUGGGUAUGCAGGAGUUAUGUACACAAGUGGGAUGCAAGAUUUACCCUCCCAUGAAGCAGCAUAUUUGAAAAUGUCAUAUAACUAUUAGAAUUAAUAUAUAUUUAUACGACAUUGUUUUGAAUAAUUGGGAGAAAUCGUUCUUUUUUUUUUCAAACAGGUGGGAGCUUGCAUAGUAAAUCAAGAUAACAAAGUAGUAGGCAUAGGUUACAAUGGCAUGCCCAUUGGCUGCAAUGAUGACAACAUGCCGUGGAAUAAAGCAGAAGAUGAUAGCCGAGAUAAGUGGCUAGAAAGCAAAUCUCCAUAUGGUAAAGCAUUCUAGUUCUUUCUCUGGAGCUAUCUUUAUAAGAUAAGAUAAGAUGCUUUUAUUGAUCCAAGCGAAUUGAAAUGUUUUAUGAUUGCAUUUUACAUUUUCAUUGCAUAAAUAAAACAAUUUGAACGUAAGACAUUUAAAAUAAAUUAUUUCACUAGUAAAAAAACAACAAAAAAAACCAGCCAUUCAGUGAGUUCUUUUAGCCAUAUCAGGAACUUAUUAGUUCUCAUUAAGAUUUUUUACUUCAAGGGGAGCACGCUGGUAAAUCUGUAUGUUUAAUUUGUUUUCAUUUGAAUAAAUUAAAAAAUCAUAAAAUAAUUAAAAAAAAUAGAAAUAGGAUAAGAUACUUUAUUGAUCCAAAUAAAUGGAAAUAUUUUCUUAUUGCAUUCCUAAAUAGGGGCCAUACAUAAAUGAUGUCACAUGUCUGGGGUGGGUUACAUAUUUCUGACAAUGUUUGACGUGAGGAAAGGUGGGUUUAGCAAUGUGACAUCACAUUAAAAGAAAAUUAUUGAAAAAAAUUGCACUUAAUAACACUAAAUUAUAGACAAUUAAAAAAAUUAUUCUUUUUAUGCAACAAUCAUAAUUAUUUACAUUUAAUUAUAAUAAAGCUGGGCGAUGCUGUGCAAGUGCAGAAAACAGAGAGGAAUGGAGGGGGAUAGUUUUCACGUCAUCUGUGGCGCCCCAACGGUGCAAGGACUAAAGGACAUGAUGAUGAUGAUAAUAAUUUUAUUUUUAAACUACUAUCAAUGAGAGAAUCAGUACAGGUAUGCGAUGUCUGAAAAGGGCCUCUGAAAAAGUUACAGGACGCCACAGUGGAGGAGAAUGAGGGUGUAGUGACUUUGACAGUCGUGAUGAUUUAUGUGGAGAUGGGAGUCAUCGAAUUAGGGAUACCACGUGAAGUGGGAUGGAACUAGAAAUGGUUAACCGGGGAUGGGGUGAUCUAAGUAAAUGUUUUAGGUUAGGGAUUCUUAACCAUUUUGAAGCACUGCAUCCCUUCUCAAUUUAAAAACACUUUCUGCACACCUCCCCUCCCUUGCAUAAAUUAUGUUGUGAUGAAAAGUUGUAAAAUGAUAAUUAAAUAAUUUUGUUAUUGUGUUUUUUAAAAUCUAAUUAACUUUCUAGGAGCAAGAAAAAAAUUACCAAUACAAGUAAUGUGCAAACAAUAUUCACCAGAAAAACAUUUACUGUAGCUAAUCAAAAUACGGUACCCGGUACAUAAAAAUGUUUUUCUUUUAAGGCAGCAACAGCUAGCAAUAGCAUAAAAUACAAUUUUUAUUUUUUUCUGCACCUCAGAGGGUGCAUUGACCCCUGGUUAAGAACCACUGUUCCAGGGACAUGUUUCUGACACAGGUGCAGUAAUGCGAUAUCCAUGGAAGGGUUUGUGAAGGACAGUAACAAACAGGGGGGGGGGAGAUCUGCAAAAUUUGCGUGGCAUCAUACAUGGAUGGCCCAUAUUCAUUUUCGGCACAUAAAUAAAAUAUGAAUUUAAACAUAGACAAUUUUUUAAAAUUAUAACAAUUUAAACACAAGGCAUCUAAAGUAUUUCUGUAGCAUAGAAAUCGGCCAUAAAUUAAGAUAACUUUUUGUUUUGUUUUGUGAUGAGCUAUUAUAUAUAUAUUUAUAUAUAUAUAUAAUAUAUAAUUAGGCACCUACAUUUUUUUUAAAAACAAAGUAACUGAGUAUCUAGCCUCUGGACCCCGCCUAUUUUUAAAAGUACGGUAACUGAGUAGCUAGCCCCUGGACCCCGCCUAUUUUUAAAAGUUUGGUUUGGUUUCAAAAUCAUUUUUGUUGUUUCUGAAAUCUUGAUUCCUAUAGGUUGAGUAGAGCUCAUUAAAACAUACUCUAUAAUAUAAUUUUUAAAAAAGUAUUCUUAUUUUUUCCUUUUAAUUCAAGGUAUUCUCUUUUUAAUCCAUGAUUACUUAGUCAAACAAUGACAACCGCAAAUGAUAUGAAAGCGGAACCAAUCCAUUGGCUCUUAUUUUCUCUCCGAAGAAUAUAUAGAUUUUUCGACAUGGUCAUACCCCAUACUACUUUCAGGAUUAUUUCUUUUAAGAAAAAACAUAAAUCAUAAACAGAAAAGCCCAUCUUGCGUCUGACAUGUAUUUCAAAUUAAGUUAAAUUUUUAAAAAGAAGCUUAAAACUUUCAAUGCCUAAUCUUGUGGCAGACAUUAGCAUUAAAUUAAAAAGUUGUUUUGUUUCUUGACUGGAAUUGUGGCCAUUGAAUUGAAGCUUUUCUAGAAAUAUUUUGUGUUAACUUUUGCUUCAUUUGUUCUCACUCUUAUUGUUUUACGGUACUGCUGUACUGGACUACUCAAACAAAUUUUAAUGUCACCUUCAUUACUGGUAAUGGACUUCAUAAUAUUUUUACUUAAAAUAUACAUUGCAAUGAAAACUAGAAACUACAUUAUAAUUAUUUUAGAAAAAAUUAUUUUUUAAACUACGUCAUCUUUUUUUUAGUGUGUCAUGCUGAACUCAAUGCUGUACUUAAUAAAAAUCUUGCUGACAUAAAGGGGUGUAUCAUCUAUGUGGCAUUAUUUCCAUGCAACAUGUGUGCCCAAAUUAUAAUCCAGUCUGGAAUCAAGGAAGUUGUAUAUUACUCAGACAAAUAUCAUAACGAGGCCAAGUUCAAGGCAUCCAGGUACUUGUUAAAAACUGCCGGAGUCCAUUACAGGUAGGUUCAUCUUUAAAGUCAGGAAUAACAAUUUAACCUACCAUUCCAUGAUUAAAUUUUUAUAUUUCCACAAUCUUUCAUAUAUCCAUUCAUAAACAUAAAAUCCAAAAGGAGUUCAAUUUGCUGAAUAACAUGGACAUCCCAAUGAAGGUCAAGAAAUUCAAACCAUGUUAGUAAUAAUUUAGAUCCAAUAUUUAUUAGAAAUUUUCCUCAAAAUUUUUAUUUAACCACUUCAUAUAUAAGGAAUUCCCUAUCUUUCUAACUAAUUGCUUGGCCAAGUCUCACACCCCCUAUGAAUUGUUUCACCAAGUCUAACACCUCCUAUGAAUUGAUUUAAUAAGCACUCCCUUUGAAUUAUUUCACUAAGUCUCUCACCCACUAUACAUUAUUUCACUAAGUCUAGCAUCCCUUAUGAAUAUUUUCACUAAGUCCAGCACCCUCAUGAAUUGUUUCAUGAAGUCUAGCAUCCCCCAACAAAUAUUUUUAAAAACAUCUCACUUUUUAAAAAUUAAUGACAAGGAGAAACAUUGAACUUUGAAAAUAAAUUUGUGUCAUCUGUGUUCUUAUAAUCACUUUUCCUCACACCCCCUGAUAUAACACCUCUCACCCCAAGGGCUGGGAACCCUGAUUUAAACACAGUCUUUGAGAAAAUUAUUAUGUUAAGUUGUUUAUCUAUGUUUAGUUUGUUUUCUUUUGACAUAUUUUGUAGGCAGUUUCGACCUCGCCAGAAGAAAAUCAUUAUUGAUUUUGAGUCUAUUGAGGAUACACCGGUGGAUAACUCAAACAUCCCGAUUAACACCACCUGUGACAACAAAGAGGAGUUUACUACCAAUAACAACAACACAGGAAUGAAGAGAACCUUUUUUAUUGAAGAUCAAGCGGAACAA
This is a messenger RNA of Lymnaea stagnalis (great pond snail), 7576 nucleotides long. Lineage: Eukaryota; Metazoa; Mollusca; Gastropoda; Lymnaeidae. The record is from the annotation of a GenBank genome assembly.